Molecule: messenger RNA, 432 nt
Organism: Cordyceps militaris CM01
Lineage: Eukaryota; Fungi; Ascomycota; Sordariomycetes; Hypocreales; Cordycipitaceae
Product: dolichyl-phosphate mannosyltransferase polypeptide 3
Exons: 3
Coding region: 1-432 (143 amino acids)
Biological process (GO): GPI anchor biosynthetic process
Cellular component (GO): endoplasmic reticulum membrane; dolichol-phosphate-mannose synthase complex
Source: RefSeq, a predicted model, not a curated record
AUGCGCCCCUGGUUCCUGAACAACGCGCUAGAGCCUCCUUACACGUUCUCCCUCACGAGAAGCUUGUCACCAACCUUCAAAUCAACCCGCCUCCAUUUGUCUGCGUCCUCCCACCAACUACAGUCUUUCCCUUGCACCCAGCAUCUGCCAAUCAUGACGCGCGCACAGCAGACUAUUUCCUUUGGCCUCUUGGUCUCUUCCCUUUACCUCGCCCUCUACCUCGAGCUCGUUCCUCUUCCCGCUCUGGUCCAGGAGCAAAUCGUCCCCGUCCUUCCCUUUUGGGCUCUCGUCUCCUUUGGCGCGCUGCUCCUCUUCCGUCUCGGCUUCGGCGUCUUCACCUUCAACAAUGUCCCCGACGCGCACAAGGAGCUGAUGCAGGAGAUUGACCUGGCCAAGGUUGACCUCCGCAAGCUCGGCGUCGACGUCGACUAA